AUGGAUCCAGCGAACAGCUCUGUGGUAACUGAAUUUGUGUUACUGGGACUUGCACAAUCCUUAGGAAUGCAGUUUUUCUUUUUCAUCUUCUUCUCUUUAUUCUAUAUGGGAAUUAUCCUAGGAAACCUCUUCAUUGUGUUCACAGUGGUUCUUGAUUCCCACCUACACUCCCCGAUGUAUAUUUUGUUGGCCAACCUUUCUCUCAUUGACCUGGGUCUGUCAUCCACCACAGUUCCUCGAACGAUACUGGACCUUUUCAGUAACAUUAGAAUCAUUCCUUUCCACAGCUGCAUGACACAAAUGUUCUUUAUCCAUGUCAUGGGUGGAGUUGAGAUGGUGCUGCUCAUAGCCAUGGCAUAUGACAGGUACAUAGCAAUCUGCAAGCCUCUUCAUUAUCUAACUAUUAUGAGUCCCAGAGUAUGUGUGCUUUUGGUGGUGGCUGCUUGGAUCAUUGGGAUGAUGCAUGCUGUAUUCCAGUUUGUUUUUGUCAUAAACCUACCUUUCUGUGGUCCUAAUAAUGUGGGCAGCUUCUACUGUGAUUUUCCUCGGCUUAUUAAACUUGCCUGCAAGGACACCUAUGGACUAGAAUUUGUGGUCACUGCCAACAGUGGUUUCAUCUCAAUGGGAACUUUCUUUUUCUUAAUUGUGUCUUAUAUAUUUAUUCUGGCCACUGUCCGACAACACUCUUCAAAGGAUUUAUCCAAAGCAUUCUUUACUUUGUCAGCCCACAUCACUGUGGUGGUUCUGUUUUUUGCUCCGUGCAUGUUUCUGUAUGUGUGGCCUUUCCCCACCAUGUCACUGGACAAAUUUUUUGCCAUCGUAGACUUUGUGGUCACUCCUGUCUUAAAUCCUGCCAUCUAUACAUUAAGAAACAGAGAAAUGAAGAUGGCAAUGAGAAAGCUGUGUCGACAAGUUGUAAAUGCUAGGGAGAUGACCUGA
Messenger RNA from Erinaceus europaeus (western European hedgehog), 939 nucleotides. RefSeq names its product olfactory receptor 4F6-like. The coding region runs from base 1 to 939 and encodes 312 amino acids. Gene Ontology annotation, biological process: G protein-coupled receptor signaling pathway. The record is from RefSeq and is a predicted model, not a curated record. NCBI's taxonomy places the organism in Eukaryota, Metazoa, Chordata, Mammalia, Eulipotyphla, Erinaceidae. Gene Ontology annotation, molecular function: olfactory receptor activity; G protein-coupled receptor activity. The transcript has a single exon. Gene Ontology annotation, cellular component: membrane.